GGUUGUUUAAUAUCUUUUAGUAAUAUAAAAUUAAACAAAAAAGAGCUGAGAUACAAAAAAAUAUAUAUUAUUAAAUAUUUAUUAUUCAUAAUCAUUAAUUUUCAUAUAUAUGUUAACUAUAUUAGGUAAUUCCGUAAAUUUUAUUUAAGGAAAGUGCGAGAAUAUUCUUUUGUACCAAAUAUAAUAUAAGUUAAGAUGAACCAACCUAUUUCUUUAAAAAUUCUGAAUUUCAUUCUAAUAGUGACACGUGGUUACAAAACAAUGUUGUAAUUUUUAUCAAUUAAUAUAUAAGACAUAUUUAUAAAAUUGGCAAAUCAAAUUACUAUUUUGUAUAAAUAUUUUUUCUAAGAACAGUAAAUAAGUUUAUAUGUUAGUCAACAGAAACACAUAUAACCUUUUUUAUACGAGUAUGGUUUUCCUGGAAGACCGAAAUGUACCUCUUCUACGUAUUCGUUCCUCAAAUAUUUUAUAACAACAACUUUAUCAUGCGUUUACAAAAAUAUAAUUGUAGCCACCUUAAUCGACGGAAACCCACGUUCUAACGCGUAGAGGCUAUACUAAUUGUUUUUCUCCCACUAUAUUCAUUUGAAUAAUUAGCACGUUAUCCAGCUAUAGAAAAAUGCGAUAUAUGUGGAAACUUUUACUAUAUAACCUCACUCGUAGCGAUGCGAGUAAUCACCAAAAACAACAAUCUCAGCUAGAGAGACAAAAACAGUAAAUUCAAAGCUAGUCUCAAUAAAUAUGGCAAACGACAGCAACGUUGACUGGCAGUUCAGUGGUAGCGAGGCGGCCAAAGAAGCCUCAGCUGCCGCGCUAAGCGCUUACUCCUCUAAGCUCUUUGCUCUUUGCGAUCCUAAUGGAAAGCCCAUUUUGCCUCCUCGAGUUGAAACCGCUGAGACCAGCCAUACCGCUGAAAAGGCUGUUGUUCAUUCCGUCCUCUGCGGAUUAGGAAACGCCUACGCACCCAGUAUAGGCCUUCCAGCGGCCAAAAGUGCCGUAGCGGAGUACCUAAACCGAGAUCUUCCGAACAAACUGACAGCUAAUGACGUGUUUAUGACCGUUGGAUGCAAACAAGCCAUCGAGCUUGCGGUUGAUAUCCUGGCCAAACCAAAUGCCAACGUCUUGCUUCCCAAGCCAGGCUUCCCAUGGGACAUGGUCCGUACCAUCUACAAGAAACUUGAGGUCCGCAAAUACGACUUCGUCCCUGAAAAGGACUAUGAGAUUGACCUUGAUAGCGUCCGAGCGCAAGUGGAUGAGAACACGUUUGCGAUAUUUAUAAUCAACCCGCACAAUCCCAUUGGGAACAUCUACACUGAAGCUCAUCUCAAGGAGAUCGCUGAGUUGGCUCGGGAACUGAAGAUAAUGGUGGUUUCUGACGAAGUGUUUCGAUGGACUGUGUUUGGGAGUAAUCCCUUUGUCCCCAUGGCGAAAUUUUCGUCGAUUGUACCGGUGGUUACCCUCGGGUCCAUUUCCAAGGGAUGGACUGUCCCCGGAUGGCGUACUGGCUGGCUAGCGCUGCACGACCUAGAUGGUGUCUUUAGAACCACCAAGAUCUUCGAUGCUGCAAAACAAUUUCUUGAGAUAAAUUCUAAACCACCAACGGUGAUCCAGGCGGCUAUUCCCACCAUCUUGGACAAAACUCCUGAAGAUUUCUUCGUUAGGAGGCAGAAAUAUCUGAAAGAUAAAGCCGAUUAUGCAUAUUCUGUGGUCAAGGGCAUACCUUGCCUCACCUGCUACCGGAAAACUGAAGCAUGCACCUUCUUAUGGACCGAGCUGAACAUAUCAUGCUUCGUGGACAUUAAAGAUGCUGAAGACUUCUGUGAAAAGCUUGCUACUGAGGAAAACCUCGUCCUUUUACCAGGGGUCGCUUUUGGUGUGACCAACUGGGCGAGGCAUUCUAUCGACAUGGAUAGUGCAACUCUGCAGGAUGCAUUUGGAAGAUUGAAGAGCUUUUGUAAACGCCACUCCAUCACUAUUGGUGAAGCUUCACCCGAAGACGUCAACGGGGUCAACUAAAGGGUCAAUAUGCAACCUUUUUUCUAAUUUCUUUAAUAAUAAACGAGUGUUCUAUUGAUUGGAGAUAAGUCAUCAACACUUUCGUAUUUGUAACAAAUAAUUUGGUGCACUAAUCACCAAUCGUGUAAUCUUUUCUCAUUGUUUGCAAUAUUUGAUGUAUUUUACAUUAAAAAUAAAGUUAAUAAAUUUCAAUGUCUUUUAAUUUCUAAAUUAUUUGGACUCUGGUGUAAAAUUUAUAUUAUACUAGUACAUUGAUAUUAUUCUCUUAGUUAUUUCAAAGCACAUAGGUGAUAGGUAGUGUCAUAUAUAUAGCUCAAAAGCAUGUUGAAUCAGAUCGGACUGAAUAAUUAUUGUCAAUAGCACUUCCUACCCUGAACCAACCGGCCGGCGUAGAUAGAUUCAAGUAAGAUUCUAAGAACUUUUAGCUUAAGGUUGGAUAUCUAAUGUAUGCAUGUGAUCAGAGCCGGCCUUGGACCAAGCCCAGUGGCUUCCGACCGCUUCAUGACACAUAUUUUCAAAAGUUUAUCUAGGUCUAGUGGUAAAAUCUCAGGUUUACAAACUCUUCUGCCCCAGCCAGUGUUUGAUUCCCCAGUAAAGCGGCUAAUUUUUUUAAUUUGCUUUUGGUCUUAAAUUUUGUAGGACCGGCACUGCAUGUGAUACAAUAAUUUGUACUUUUUUUUCUUAUUUUCAAGUUUAUGCGUUUCCUUUAAAUUAGAUCACAAUUCAAUAAAUUUUUGAUUGCCAAACUUUUAUUCAGUUUACCUAUGUUUUUGCUGGAUGUUGUGUACUGAAAAACAAUACUAGAGAAAUUACGGAAUGACCUGCUCUGAUAUGCAUUUGAUAAGUCGUUUACAAAUUUAAAAGCUACUACAUUGAACCAUUUACACUUUUAUUUUAAAAACUUAUUAGAUGAACGGGAUGAGGAAGCACAAAUAGUGAAAAGAAAAGAGAUGAACAAACUGGAAAAUGAAGAGUCACAUAACAAUGGUGUUGACGGAAUGGUGCUUAUUAUUUAUUUCUCUCGCAAUAUUAUUUAUGCAUGAAGUGUAACAACAAUUAGACCAUUGUAAACAAGGAGGAACUUUUUUAAAAAAAAUUAUAGAUUACAAAAACAAACGCAUGAAACACGAAUCAUUGAGAGAAAUGACUCUUCUCACCAUCGACAAGCAUUACAAAAAAAACAUGGGCAAACGUUACAAAAGACCAAUUCAAUGAUAGAUUUUAUAUGACAUUCAUCUGUAUAGUAACUACACUGAGCAUGAGCAUGAGCAUGAGCAUAAGUACCAAAACAUGGAAGAUGGUGGUCUGGAGACUUGGUCAAUGUCACACAGGAAGUCAUCAUCCCGAAUGUACAAUUAACUGUAAUCACAAUUUCUAUAGGAGAAGGGCAUCUACUUCGAUAAUAAAUAUUGGGAAUUAUGACAACGUCAAACAAAACAGAAGUAGAAGAUUAAAGACCAAAGUCCAACUAAUGAGAAAAUAUUUGAAAAGAAUACGAAAUAAUAAGAUCAAUGGUUAUGAUAUAACAGUUAACGUAACUACAGUGGUCACAUGUCAAAUAACCGAAAUAAAUAGAAAUAGCACAACUAAAACAAUUUGACCAAGAAUAUAGAACUUCCAAAUAACAAGAAAAUAUAAUAAAUACUGACCCCGCGCAAGCGCGGGAUGUGAAGCCACCUAGUAUCUAUAAUAUUAAAGAAGAAUCCUUUAUAAGAUUCUGUUCUUGGUUUUUAUAGUUACUAGAUCCCUUGUCCGCGCUACGCGCGGAAUAUGUGUUUAAAUAAUUUGAUUUGAUAAGCUUUUAGGUUGUCCAGAGUAUAGUAGAUCUGUUUAGAAAAUAAAAUUUGGUAUAAACCAUGUUUACAAUCAGAAGAAAGUCAUUAUCGUUAGUAAGAGGAGAUGUAAAAGUUUUAACACAAAGUAGCGGAAAUCAUAAAUAAGAUGGUGAAUCUUUUUGAAGAAAAUGGUGUAGAUGUGAUGUUGUUUCCUGAGUUAGAGAGCCUGGAAUUAAGAAAGAAGUGAACAUAAAUUAGUAAAAUAUAUUACUUUCAUCCCAUAUAAUUACUAUCACAUAUAUAAGUUUACAAUAGAUAUUAGUUUAUUAAACCUUCAGUUUCAUUGCAUGUUUGUUAUUAAUUUUUUGGCAUUUAUGUUACAUUUAUCUGGGCCAGUUUUGAAAUAUAUUUUAAAUUAUAUUCAGCUUUUAGGUUUUGUGAUAUUCUAUUUUUUCAUAUUUAUAUUUUUAUAUUUUUUUUGCAGAAUCCGCUAACAGAAACUAAAUCAUGGUUUGAUUGGAUUGGAUAUUCCAAUUCCUUGACCAAAGAGAAACUUAAACUCCACAAAGAAAUCAAAAAAAAAUUACUCGAUCCUUGAUAUUUUUUUCCCUUAUUUUUUUCACUUGAAUUGUACGUAAAUGGACCAAACACUGACAAAAAUAAAAUCUUUAAGUUUAUUUAAAACUGAACAGUGGAAUGAAGUAUCAUAAUUUUGCCCACUAAAACAGAGCAAAAUAUGAUAAGCUUUCAUCAAAAUCUCUACACUCUAGUGAAACAUAUAAUGAGUAAUGGCUGACCAAAACA
Molecule: messenger RNA, 4595 nt
Organism: Brassica rapa (field mustard)
Lineage: Eukaryota; Viridiplantae; Streptophyta; Magnoliopsida; Brassicales; Brassicaceae
Product: probable aminotransferase TAT4
Biological process (GO): L-tyrosine catabolic process; biosynthetic process
Cellular component (GO): cytosol
Molecular function (GO): pyridoxal phosphate binding; L-tyrosine:2-oxoglutarate transaminase activity
Source: RefSeq, a predicted model, not a curated record